Molecule: messenger RNA, 2134 nt
Organism: Cucurbita pepo subsp. pepo (vegetable marrow)
Lineage: Eukaryota; Viridiplantae; Streptophyta; Magnoliopsida; Cucurbitales; Cucurbitaceae
Product: Pentatricopeptide repeat (PPR-like) superfamily protein
Molecular function (GO): protein binding
Source: RefSeq, a predicted model, not a curated record
AUGAGAAGAACCCUACUGAGGCCUUCAUUCCUCUGCUCUUCAUCUCGUUCCCUUCCUUUACUCGAUCCUAAAUCAUAUUCUUUGUAUCGAAAUGGGAAAUUAUCACCUAAUAGUUCAGAUUGCAAUGUCACUCGUGGUUUCGGCGAGAAUUUCAGGUUUGUCUUUACGAACACUCUUCUCCCUCCUCCCGAAUGGAUAGAACCCUUUGUGGAUGUCUCUGAUGUAGUUUCGAGCUCUCAACGCCCAGAUCCAUCUCCAUGGGUGGCUCAAAUUUUGAAUCUUCUGGAUGGGUCUUCGAACAUGGAAGCUAAUUUAGAUUCUUUUUGUCGGAAGUUUUUGAUUAAGUUAUCGCCAAACUUUGUUGCAUUUGUUUUACAAUCUGUUGAACUUCGUGACGUUCCUGAAAUUGCUAUUCGGUUCUUUUAUUGGGCGGGUAAGCAGAAGAAAUAUGUUCAUAAGAUCGAAUGUUACGUAUCUUUGAUUGAACUCUUAACUUUUUCGGCCGAUUUGGUGAAAAUCAGACUGAUAUUCUGUGAACUUAAAGGUAAGGGUCUGUUAAUGACUCUAUCAGCGGCUAACUCUUUGAUUAAGAGCCUUGGGAAUCAUGGGCUUGUUGAGGAAUUGUUGUGGGUUUGGCGUCGAAUGAAGGAAAAUGGGAUUGAGCCGAGUUUGUAUACUUAUAACUUUUUGGUUAAUGGGUUGGUGAAUUCAAUGUUUAUUGAGUCUGCUGAGAGGGUUUUUGAGGUUAUGGAUGGUGGGAAGAUUGUGCCCGACACUGUGACAUAUAAUGUUAUGAUCAAAGGAUAUUGCAAGGCUGGGAAAAUGCACAAGGCAAUGGAGAAAUUUAGAGCUAUGGAGAUGAAGAACGUGAACCCGGAUAAGAUUACGUACAUGACAUUGAUCCAGGCGUGUUAUUCCGAAGGAGAUUUCGAUACUUGUCUGAGUCUUUACCUUGAAAUGGAAGAAAGGGGACUGGAAAUUCCUUCUCAUUCUUAUAGUUUAGUUAUUGGUGGGCUCUGUAAGCAAGGAAAAUGUAUGGAAGCUUAUGCUGUUUUCGAGAAGAUGAAUCAGAAAGAUUGUAGAGCGAACGUUGCAAUUUAUACAGCUUUGAUCGAUUCGUACUCGAAAAGUGGGAGCAUGGGAGAGGCCAUGAGGCUGUUUGAGAGGAUGAAAAAUGAGGGGCUUGAACCGGAUGCUGUUACGUACAGUGUCGUCGUUAAUGGAUUGUGCAAGAGUGGUAGAUUGGAGGAAGCAAUGGAAUAUUUUGAUUUCUGCAGAAAUAAAGGAGUGGGGAUCAAUGCAAUGUUCUAUGCUAGUAUGAUUGAUGGACUUGGAAAGGCUGGGAGAAUUGUAGAAGCAGAAAAUCUUUUCGAAGAAAUGUUCGAAAAGGGUUGUGCUCGAGAUUCGUAUUGUUAUAACGCCAUUAUAGAUGCACUAGCCAAGCAUGGGAAGAUUGAUCAAGCUUUAACACUUUUUGGGAGGAUGGAAGAAGAAGGCUGUGAUCAAACAGUUUAUACAUACACAAUUCUUAUCGACGGGCUGUUCAAGGAGCACAGAAAUGAAGAGGCGAUAAAGCUAUGGGACACGAUGAUCGACAAAGGAAUCACCCCAACGGUAGCUUCUUUCAGAGCUCUUGCCAUAGGGCUGUGUCUUUGUGGCAAGGUAGCCAGGGCUUGCAAAAUCUUGGAUGACCUUGCCCCUAUGGGUGUCAUUCCGGAGACAGCAUUCGAGGAUAUGAUCAACGUAUUGUGCAAAGCCCGACGCGUCAAGGAAGCCUGCAAAUUGGCAGAUGGAAUCGUGGAUCGGGGCCGGGAAAUACCAGGAAGAAUACGUACCGUUCUUAUCAAUGGCUUGAGAAAGGCAGGUAACUCUGAUUUAGCUAUCAAACUAAUGCAUAGCAAGAUUGGCAUAGGAUAUGAUCGGAUGGGUAGUAUUAAAAGGCGUGUCAAGUUUAGAACACUUAUUGAAAACUGAGUUUUUCUCUGCUCUGAUGCCUAUAUACUCAGUUUUAUUUUGUUAUUCAUGCUUUGGCCUACUUCAUGGCUUGAAUACUGAUUGUAGUGAACAGAGUUCUAGGGACGCUCUGUUUUGGCUGUCUGGGUUUAUUUCUUGAAUACCAAUCCUACCAUACAUA